This is a messenger RNA of Gadus morhua (Atlantic cod), 5252 nucleotides long. RefSeq names its product plexin-C1. Gene Ontology annotation, molecular function: semaphorin receptor activity; protein binding. Lineage: Eukaryota; Metazoa; Chordata; Actinopteri; Gadiformes; Gadidae. The coding region runs from base 90 to 4583 and encodes 1497 amino acids. Gene Ontology annotation, biological process: regulation of GTPase activity; regulation of cell shape; semaphorin-plexin signaling pathway. The transcript is spliced from 31 exons. Gene Ontology annotation, cellular component: plasma membrane; semaphorin receptor complex. The record is from RefSeq and is a predicted model, not a curated record.
GCCUUUACGCACGGCGGCAGUACCCUAGCGUCUCCUCGCGUGAGGAGCAGGCAGUAGGUCGCUCUCUCAGGACUCUGCUGUUCCGCACCAUGGAGUUCGCGUGGCUGCUGCUCUUCGUCGCCCUCGGUGGGCUCCGGGGGGCCCGCGGUCUGCAGGAGGUUGACGUGUUCCCCUCCCGUGGUGGAGAUAUCCGUGACUUCACCGUCGCCGCACGCUGGGUGUACGUCGUCACCGGCGACUACCUGUACCAGCUCAACCACAGCCUGGGGCUGCUUCACAGUCUGACACAGAGAGGAGAAUACAUGGCGUCCUCGAUUCGGUUUAACAGGGCUUCGGAAGGGGGCACGUCCACUUUUAGCGUCAAUACCUUGGCGCCACUUGUGGAGCGCAACCUGUUGUUCACCUGUGGUGCGCUGAACUCCGGCUAUUGUGAGACGCUGAACUUGACGGACAUAACUCAGAUAAUAAGCGGGGAGGAUUUUGAAUUGAGUCCUUUUGUGCCAAAAGGCAUCUCCGUGGGUUUUGUGGUUGACGUGAAUGGAAAGUCUUACAUUUUAGCUGCUGCUGAAGGAAUGAACGAGACAAGGUUUGGGGACUAUCCAAAAAAAUCGCGAAUUCGUCUUCAUAACACGCAUGAUGGUCAGGUUGGAAAACUGCUCUCGGCCAUAGACGGUAGGGAUAGCCCCGAAAUCGUUGCGCAUGCUCAUGGUGUCCAGUUUGUGGAUGGCUUUCAAAUCAAAUCAACGAUUUUUAUUUUUUCAAACUUAAAUUACGACGCCCCUAAAGUUCGUCUACUUUGGUUUGCGAGCAAAACAAGCAAAACCGAAACGUUAAGGUCCCUGCGAGGUGCGACACUCGUCUGCUGUGAAGGUGGCAAAGCGCGCCAGAGACUCGUUUCUUCCUCGGUGAUUCCCGGGGACCAACCGGUCCUCUGGGCAGGGAUAUUUACCGACCAUGACGUCACUAUCACGGAGCUCGCCGUAUAUGACGUCAGUCCGCCAACUGAGGCAGUGACCUACACGGACCCAGACUUCGGCUUCAAACAAGAACCUUGGAAGGGUGACGUGCCCAUCACGCUGAGGCCAAGGCGCGUGCUGCUGAGGCAUCGUUUCAUGACGUCGGUGCUCGCGGUCAAGCUGAACAACUGGCUGAUCGUCUUCAUCGGCACUGGAGACGGUCAACUGCUGAAGCUGACGGUGGACGCCAAGCUCCAGGCCCAGUGUCUCAGCGUCAUCUGGAAGGCCCCCGACGACCGCCGCGUCUUUCCCAAGAUGCACCUGGACCCCGUGGGCCGCAAGCACGUCUUUGUGGCGGUUAGGGACAAGUUGAUGCGUGUUCCAGUGUCUCAGUGUGUUCAACACAGCAGUCUGCAGUCCUGCUGGAACGCCCGCGACCCGUACUGCGGCUGGUGUGGAGCUCUGACACGAUGCAGCUUUGAGGACGAGUGUCCAUCUUCUCUGUGGCUGUCCGUCCCAGAUGACCUCAGCCAGCGGCGGAUGCUCUCCCACAGCUUCCAGGAAGACGCAGAAGGAAAAAUCACGCUGGUGGUCUUCACCCACCUGAAGAGAGGUGGAGCUCCUGCUAACUUCUCCUGCCGAUUCGACUCAAGCGUCGGAGUGCUGGGAGGACUAGGGUACAAAUACCCAGAAUGCACCUGCCUGCUGCCUCCUGUGAUUGCAGGCCUGCGUGUGAGCGUCACCCUGAGCCUGGGGGAAGUGGAUGUGACUGAAGAACUGAACCUCCUCAACUGCUCUGGGAUCACCGGAGCUCCCACUCCCCUACUGUGUAGCCAGUGCCUCGCUGCCGGGUGUGGGUGGAGCAACGGGGCCUGUACGUGGACACGCAGCGGAGCUCUGAAUAUGUCCAUCUGCCAGGGUCUGCAGACCGGGGUUGACUCUCUGCCAGAGAUAUUCAACAUUACCCCGAGUGAGAUGUCCUUCUACGGUAAAAACAACGCGGUGCUGACGGGAAGGAACCUGGGUCAUGUGAUCGGAGUUCGGCUUCAAGGACACCUGGACUGCAGCGCGAAAGAGGCUUCGGUGAGGCGCAAUACGGGGGCCAGCCUGACCUUCCACAUCCCCGCCGGAGACAAGGGCCGGGUCGAGGUCUGCCUCCUCCUGCCCGACGGCGGUUGCCACGGCAACGCGUCGCUCACCUACCUGUCGGCGCCGGUCUGCGCCUCCAUCUCCCCGGACACCACCUGGGCCAGCGGGAAGAGGAGGAUGAACAUCACGGUGUCCAAUCUGAAGUUUGUCAAUGAGGUCAUCCACAGCCACACAGAUGAAAGGGUCACCUUCUCCGAGUCAAGCGACCAAUCUCUGCAGUUCGAGAGCCUGGCGGCAGACCGCGACCCCUUCAGCAGCACUGUGACCCUGAGGGUAGCCAAUCACACGCUGGCCUGCCCCACCGCCAUCCGCUACCUGCCAGAACCCCAGUUCACCGACUUCAUCUCCGCGCCUGCGGCGGACCACCUACGGCUCACCAUAGAGAAAAAGUCAGAUGAGCUCCAGAUGGCCCCAGAGGACCUGCGGGUGAAGGGCGUCCAGGGCGGUGAAGACUACGACUGUGUUAUCACAAAAAUCGAACGCAGCAGCGGCACCGACUUCAUCACCUGCGUCAUCCAGAUCUCCUCUGAUGCGGAGAUAACAGCAGUGAAGAUAAUGUACGGAAGCCAGACGAAAGUCCUGACGCACUUUGACUACCUCAAACUGCUGCUCCUUCUCCUCGUAGUUCCCUUGAUCGUGGGCACGGGGGUGGGCGUCUACUGCUGGCAGAAGAGGAGUCUCACCGCCCGGAUGAACAAUCUCAUCGAGGUCCUGGAGAUGGACAUCAGGAACGACAUCCGCCAAGGGUUCGUGGACAUGCAGACGGAGGACUCGGACCUGAUUGAGAACGUGGGGGCGAUCCCCUUCCUGGACUACAAGCACUUUGCCGCCAAGAUCUUCUUCCCCGAGGGGGGAAGUCUGAUGACGGCGUGCCUCAAAGACAUCAGCCAGGACCCGAGGAAGAUGGAGAAGCAGGACGAUGGCUGCGGGCGCCUGGCCCAGCUGCUCAGAGAGCCCUUGUUCCUCACCUCCAUGGUGCACACCUUGGAGGAGCAGAAGUCCUUCACCAUCCAGCACAAGUGCACGGUGGCCUCCGUCCUGACGGUGGCGCUGCACCGCGACCUGGGCUACCUGACGGAGGUGAUGGAGCAGCUGCUGCGGGCGGCCAUGGAGCAGCCCAGCAACGGCCAGCACAAGAUGGUGCUGCGCCGCACGCAGUCCAUCGUGGAGAAGGUCCUCACCAACUGGAUGUCCAUCUGCCUGUACGGCUUCCUCAGGGAGAGUGCGGGCCAGCACCUGUACUUCCUGGUGAGCGCCCUGACGCAGCAGAUCGCCAAAGGACCCGUGGACUCUGUCACCGAGAAGGCUCUGUACACCCUCAGUGAGGACUGGCUACUGUGGCAAGCCCAGGACUUCACUGCUGUCAAGCUGCAGGCGGUGUUCAUGGUGGGUGGCGACGGGCAGCUCAGCGAGCCGCUGGAGGUGGAGGCGCUCAGCUGUGACACCGUGGACCAGGUCAAACUCAAGAUCCUGGCCGUCUUCAAGGCCAAGUUCGGCUUCGCCUACAACAUCCCGCUCCGGGACAUACGGCUGGAGCUGGAGCAGGGCCCCGGUGUGUUUGUGGCCCUGGAGGAGGUGGACCGCAGCUCAGAGGUCAUCGGGGAGGUCACCAUGCUGAACACACUCCGCCACUACAAGGUGCCGGCUAAAGUCACAGUGAAGGUCCUGUCUACCGGCUGCCAUCCACCACUGGUCUCACAGAGCAGUGUGAAGGAUGAUCAGAAUUUCUCCGUCAAGUACUUUCAUCUGAUCGAUCCUGACGUGUGUGAGGACCAGGGCAUGAACCCAGAGAGGAAGAAGUUGAAGCUGAAGGAAGUGCAUCUCACCAAGCUGCUGUCCACCAAGGUGGCGGUCCACUCCUACGUGGUCAACCUGUUUCGGGGGAUCUGGGGCGUGGGCCCCGGCAAAGCCCCCCCCGCCAUCAAACACUUUUUCGACUUCCUGGAUGGCCAGGCGGCCAGAAUGAAGAUCGCCGACCCGGAGGUCCUGCACAUCUGGAAGACCAACAGCCUGCCGCUGCGCUUCUGGGUGAACAUCCUGAAGAACCCCCAGUUUGUGUUCGACAUGGACAAGUCGGACCACCUGGACGGCUGUCUGUCCGUCAUCGCUCAGGCCUUCAUGGACUCCUUCUCCCUGACGGACACCAAGCUGGGCAAGCACGCGCCCACCAAUAAGCUUCUGUAUGCCAAAGACAUCCCUCAGUUCAAACAGGAAGUGAAAGCGUAUUACAAUUGUGUCCGGGAACAGCAGCCGAUCACCACAGCUGAAUUCAAGGAUUUCCUGCUAGAAGAGUCAAGGAAACACGACAACGAGUUCAACGAGCCGGCGGCUCUCCGAGAGCUCUACAAGUUCAUUCAUCAGUAUUUCACGGAGAUCGAGCAGAAGCUGGAGCACAGCGGCGCCCCUGCUGAGCUUAAAGAGCAACUGAAGCAGGUCAAGAAUCAGUUUGAUGGCCAGAAAAGCUGCUCUUGGGACUGAUAGAAAUUAUGCAAAAGUGGCUUUAUUUGCAUUUCUUCGUUAUCGCAGUGACGCUCUUAAAAGACUUCCUGUGUCAACAGUGAAAUGAGAUCUCAGAAGGGAUGAGAAGAGGAGAAACAAUGUUAUUUAUUGUUCAAAUCUCUAGCAAAUGGGACCAGUAAGCACUGCUUUAGUUUGGACGCUCUCCUCUUGGAGGCCAUGGUCAAAUUCCAGGUAGAACCGGUUUGUUUCAUCCUUCUGCUAUUAGUUGUCCCAGUGACGAUGUAUGCUAACUUAUAACUUAUGGCAACGUAUUUUGUGCCAUAAGCUAAAAUGAGCUAAAAUGCCGUAAACUGUACUUUUCUUUAUUUUACCAUUUUUUUAUGUGCUUAUUAGCAUUGUGCUAAAUGCGAACAUAUGUAUAGGUAUGUUGUACAAGACAAUAAUAUGAGAUGAUGUUAUGUAAUUUUUUCUACAUGAGUUGGUUAUAAAAGUAUUUUGCCUUUAAACGGAUAGAAAAGCUUCUAUUUUGAAAAGCUUGUAUUUUGAAAAGCUCUCCGGCCUGUAAUCAAUGCAUUCAUUAGCGCAGCACUUCUAGGUCCAUCUCCAUAGCACACUGAACGGAACAGCCCUCCAUUAGAGGGAUAGAAUAUGUUGCAUCUUCGUUAUUAAGAGAUGGUAAAUAUGAGG